AUCAAGAUUGAUAAGCAAAAUAUUGUUACUGAUAAACGUGAUAUCAUUCUACGGUCGACAUAUACUAAUUAUAGUAUUAACUGUUUAUCUAGCAUGUUUUGUGUGUACUUUAUGUUAAUUUUGAGUACUUUGUUUUUGGUUAUUUUGUUUGUGUUCAGAUUUUGUAUUCACUAGUAGGUAAUUAAAAUACACAAAUAAUAAUAAUAUAAUGAAGCGUCGUACGUUAAAUAUGGUUCAAAUGGCUGAAAAAAAUGAAACAAUCUCCCAUUCUAGUAAGAAGUGUAAUAAGUUCUAGGAAACGAAAUCAAAAUUCUUUAAAAAUAAGAAAUGUCACUUAUGAAUAUUAUUUCAAUCAUGAUGGAAGACCUAAAAAGUGCUGCAAAAAAUGUUUUCUGACUACAUUACAUGAAAAUGAGAAGUUUGUCCGUACAGCUAUUGAAAAUAAAAAUUGUAGUCCAUCUGGUAUUACCAAGUUAGAUGGUCGUGGAAAAAGAUGUCCUGUUAACAAAACUACAGAAUGUUUUUUCUGUUUUAAUCUUAAAAAAUUUAUUUUAAUUUUAAAUGUUCAAAAACAUAUUUCAACAUUCCCAACAUAUGAAAGUCACUAUACUCGCCGUACUAAUGAUACAAAGUAUUUACCAUCACAUUUAAAUCUUACUUUGAUGUACAAAUUAUACCGUUCUGAGACUGAAAAACCAGUUAGUAAAUCAAUUUAUGAAAGGGAAUUCAAGAAAACAAAAUUAAAAUUUAAGUUGAGAAAAGCGGACACUUGUCAUAAAUGUGAUGUUUUUAAAAUGAAGAUUGAAAUGGAAACUAAUGAUGAAAACAAAAAAAAAUUGAUUGAAGAUCGUGAUCACCAUGUAAAAAAUGCUGAUGAUGCAUAUAAUACUAAAAAAAUUGACAAAGAUAAAUCUAAAUUAGACCCUUCAAUCCUUUGUCUAACUUUUGAUUUACAACAAUGCUUGCCAACCCCAUUUCUUGAAACGUCUGUUGCUUUUUNACCAACUCCAUUUCUUGAAACGUCUGUUGCUUUUUAUAAAAGAUUGUAUUGGACUUAUAAUCUUUCUACACAUAAUCUGGCUACUGGUCAGGCAUCUUGUUACUUGUGGCACGAAACAAUUGCUCGAAGAGGUGCUAACGAAAUAGCAUCAUAUCACUCGCUAAUAGAAAAACAGAAGAAACAUUCCGCACUUCAAAUUGCACAUCCAAGAGACUGGGCUACACUUAUAAGCUGUACAAACAAAAAGAAACCUUUUCUUGUGCAUGAAAUGGAUCAGGAACAUUUUUUUAAUUUUGAAAAAUUAUUGAAAGGACCUUUAGUAGUACGCAAAAAAGAUGAAAAUGGAAAUAAAUUUGUUUGGCAUGAUGUUGCCUGGUUGCAAUAUAGAAGUAGUAACAUUGGUACAUUAUACUACAAAACAAGUUUAUCUGAAGAUGAACCGUUUAAAAUAGUAAAUCUAAAAAGAAGAGGCCGUGUAAAUAAUUUUACAUUGCAAAAAAUGUAUAAUUCACCAGUUCCAAUAUCUAAAGAAAAAAAAAGAGAUCUACUCCAACUUCUCCCGUUAAUACCAAAUAUUUACCAUGAUUUUUAUAAAAAUUUGAAUAGUGAUUCUACUGAGAAACAAGAUUAUGAUCCAGAUCUUGAUGAAGAUUUGUCUAUUGAUAAUGAUGAUUAA
Messenger RNA from Daktulosphaira vitifoliae (grape phylloxera), 1676 nucleotides. RefSeq lists its product as uncharacterized. The record is from RefSeq and is a predicted model, not a curated record. Lineage: Eukaryota; Metazoa; Arthropoda; Insecta; Hemiptera; Phylloxeridae. The transcript is spliced from 3 exons. Bases 252 to 1676 code for a protein of 474 amino acids.